Molecule: messenger RNA, 7454 nt
Organism: Cercocebus atys (sooty mangabey)
Lineage: Eukaryota; Metazoa; Chordata; Mammalia; Primates; Cercopithecidae
Gene: RFX4
Product: regulatory factor X, 4 (influences HLA class II expression)
Exons: 17
Coding region: 459-2804 (781 amino acids)
Biological process (GO): regulation of transcription by RNA polymerase II
Molecular function (GO): RNA polymerase II cis-regulatory region sequence-specific DNA binding; DNA-binding transcription factor activity, RNA polymerase II-specific
Source: RefSeq, a predicted model, not a curated record
AACAGGCCCACAAUGGGCUUCACAGUGCGCCUCGCCACGGCCCCAUCUGACGAGCGGCCAUUCAUCAGGCCGGCUGGCCUAUCAAUGACAUUGCUCCCAUCGGGGCUCCUAUAAAAUGAUGCUUUUUCCCAUGAAACAUCCGCAAACAUUUUGACGGGUUUGGCUUUGCCCGGCUGGAUUACUGAGUGUCCCCUCGCUCGCUCGCUUUUUCUCUCUCCCCCUUCACCGAGCUCGCUCCCUUCUCACCCUCUCUCUCCUCUUUUCUUCUUUCUCUUUUCUUUCCUCUUCUUUUUCUUUUCUUUUCCUUUCCUUCUUUAUCCUUGUGCCCCCUCACACUCUGCGUCUCUCUCUCUCCCCUUCUCCCUCCCUCACUCCCUUCCUCCCUGGGCAUCUCUAGCACAGGGGAUCCCCAAACAUCAGGACUUUUGGGGGGCGCCUGUGCUGUCCAUGGGAAGAGCAUGCAUUGUGGGUUACUGGAGGAACCCGACAUGGAUUCCACAGAGAGCUGGAUUGAAAGAUGUCUCAACGAAAGUGAAAACAAACGUUAUUCCAGCCACACAUCUCUGGGGAAUGUUUCUAAUGAUGAAAAUGAGGAAAAAGAAAAUAAUAGAGCAUCCAAGCCCCACUCCACUCCUGCUACUCUGCAAUGGCUGGAGGAGAACUAUGAGAUUGCAGAGGGUGUCUGCAUCCCUCGCAGUGCCCUCUAUAUGCAUUACCUGGAUUUCUGCGAGAAGAAUGAUACCCAACCUGUCAAUGCUGCCAGCUUUGGAAAGAUCAUAAGGCAGCAGUUUCCUCAGUUAACCACCAGAAGACUCGGGACCCGAGGACAGUCAAAGUACCAUUACUAUGGCAUUGCAGUGAAAGAAAGCUCCCAAUAUUAUGAUGUGAUGUAUUCCAAGAAAGGAGCCGCCUGGGUGAGUGAGACAGGCAAGAAAGAAGUGAGCAAACAGACAGUGGCAUAUUCACCCCGGUCCAAACUCGGAACGCUGCUGCCAGAAUUUCCCAAUGUCAAAGAUCUAAAUCUGCCAGCCAGCCUGCCUGAGGAGAAGGUUUCUACCUUUAUCAUGAUGUACAGAACACACUGUCAGAGAAUACUGGACACUGUAAUAAGAGCCAACUUUGAUGAGGUUCAAAGUUUCCUUCUGCACUUUUGGCAAGGAAUGCCGCCCCACAUGCUGCCUGUGCUGGGCUCCUCCACAGUGGUGAACAUUGUCGGCGUGUGUGACUCCAUCCUCUACAAAGCUAUCUCCGGGGUGCUGAUGCCCACCGUGCUGCAGGCAUUACCUGACAGCUUAACUCAGGUGAUUCGAAAGUUUGCCAAGCAACUGGAUGAGUGGCUAAAAGUGGCUCUCCACGACCUCCCAGAAAACUUGCGAAACAUCAAGUUCGAAUUGUCGAGAAGGUUCUCCCAAAUUCUGAGACGGCAAACAUCACUAAAUCAUCUCUGCCAGGCAUCUCGAACAGUGAUCCACAGUGCAGACAUCACGUUCCAAAUGCUGGAAGACUGGAGGAAUGUGGACCUAAACAGCAUCACCAAGCAAACCCUUUACACCAUGGAAGACUCUCGCGAUGAACAUCGGAAACUCAUCAUCCAAUUAUAUCAGGAGUUUGACCACCUCUUGGAGGAACAGUCUCCCAUCGAGUCCUACAUUGAGUGGCUGGAUACCAUGGUUGACCGCUGUGUUGUGAAGGUGGCUGCCAAGAGACAAGGGUCCUUGAAGAAGGUGGCCCAGCAGUUCCUCUUGAUGUGGUCCUGUUUUGGCACGAGGGUGAUCCGGGAUAUGACCCUGCACAGCGCCCCCAGCUUCGGGUCUUUUCACCUAAUUCACUUAAUGUUUGAUGACUACGUGCUCUACCUGUUAGAAUCUCUGCACUGUCAGGAGCGGGCCAAUGAGCUCAUGCGAGCCAUGAAGGGAGAGGGAAGCACUGCAGAAGUCCGAGAAGAGAUCACCUUGACAGAGGCUGCAGCGCCAACCCCUUCACCAGUGCCAUCGUUUUCUCCAGCAAAAUCUGCCCCAUCUGUGGAAGUGCCACCUCCCUCUUCCCCUGGUAGCAAUCCAUCCCCUGAGUAUACUGGCCUCAGCACUACAGGAGCAAUGCAGUCAUACACGUGGUCUCUCACAUACACAGUGACGACGGCUGCUGGGUCCCCAGCUGAGAACUCCCAACAGCUGCCCUGUAUGAGGAACACUCAUGUGCCUUCUUCCUCCGUCACACACAGGAUACCAGUUUAUCCCCACAGAGAGGAACAUGGAUACACGGGAAGCUAUAACUAUGGGAGCUAUGGCAACCAGCAUCCUCACCCCAUGCAGAGCCAGUAUCCGGCCCUCCCUCAUGACACAGCCAUCUCCGGGCCACUCCACUAUGCCCCUUACCACAGGAGCUCUGCACAGGUGAGUCAGUGGUCCUGGUUUCUUGCCCAGACCUUGGUAUACUUGGUGCCAAAUCUGGUUAACACAGUUCGUAAACUGUUAUGCAUGCUGUGUGUGCAGCGUGUAUGUCCCCAAGGAGAGGACAGUCUUUUCAUCAGCGUCAUUUCUGGCCUCCAAUGGCUGGCCCACAGUGGGUGCUCGGCCAGCGUUCAUGCUCCAUUUGCUCUCACAUGCCUGGUUGCUAAACAGUUUGUUUUUCAUUCUAUCCUCUCUUUGACUUCUUCAUGCCAAGAUCUAAUCAGCCGCAUGUCUGCUGCCCUUUUUCGGGCAGCUACCCUCACCCUGGGCCUUGGGUCUCCUUUCCCAUCACCACUCUCCUGGUGCAGACCCUCAUGGAGUCUUGUCAGGACUGGUCUCUCAACAUCAUUCUAACUGGUCUCGUGGUGUCCCAUGUCUGCUCUUUUCAUCCAGCCCACACACGUAAUCUUAAGCGGAAGAAUCCUCCUGAAAUGGAUCCCUUUUCAAAUCACUCUCAGGCCCUAUAUCUCCUUGGGCUCCGCACUGUCUAAUAAGCCAAACCAGCCCUCCGUGGUCUGUGGGGAAUGGACAGGCCAUGGCACCUGGCUGCAUUUGGAAAACCACCGCUGGACACCCUAUCUGUCUAACACUUUCCUGUGCAUUGGCUCUGAUCCGACUGGUUGCCAGUUCCACUCUGCGUCCUAAGUAUCUCUGUAUGCCCUCUGUGCUCAUCUCAGCUCAGGCCUUUAUCAUAUCGAACCUAGAUGAAGACAGAAGCCUUCCUGAUGAUCUCUAUGCCUCUAAAAAGUGCCCCAUCUCUGGUUCAUCCCCGACACUGCAGCUAGAGGAGUCUUUCGGAAAAAACCCAACUGACCAUGAUACUUUAGCUGUCUUUGGCACAUCAUCGCUUUCCAGGUCAAGUUCAAUUCCUUAGUAUGUCUCUUAAGACUCGUUACCUUUUUGGCCUACUCACCAACUCCCUCCCUCCCCCUAGCCAUGCCAGCCCUCAUGUGGUUGUCUUGGAUGUGCCGAGUUCCUCCGUGUCUUUGUAGAUAUUGUUUCCUCGGGCUGGGUGUCUCUUCCCCAGUUUCUUCUGCUGGGCAUUCAUGACAAGCAUCUUGCUGUCUUUGCGGCAUUCCUGAAAGUACCCCCUUGCUUCCUCCAGGACCUUAUUAGGUGCCACUCCCUGGGUUUCCUCUCUCAGUAGCAUUUCUCACACCCUGUUAUCAUCACCAACUUUCCUGUUUGACACGCACAGAGACCCUAAGCUCCCUGAAGGCAAAGAUUAAGUCCGGUAUCCUCAAGUCACAGCACUUGGCACCUAUAAAAAGAGGAGCUACCUUCUCCUGAACACGUGCUAUAUGCCAGGCUCUGCGCUGAGCACUCUCCACAUCCCUUGGAUAACCCCUGCAGAAAAGGAAGUGAGACUCACAGUAACCUGCCUGAGGAGUUGAACCCAGGAGCUGUGACUCCUGUCCAGGCUCUCAGGCACCACCCCCUGCUGCCUCUCAGAUGCAGGCAUUCACUAAGUGUACACUGAGCAGAUGAGUACAUGGGAGGUGGCGUCAGCAUGAACAAUAGUACGGUGUGCUGAGCAUGCUCACUCUAUUCUGCAGGCACAGGAAGCUAGGGAGUGGUAAGAUCAGAGCUAUGAUUAACAAAGAGAGCUCUCAGGGUCUCAGAAUGAACCAAGAAGGGGGGCUGGUGGAGGCAGGGGGCUCUGCUCCAAAGCACUUGUAGAAGUUUAGGAAUGAGAUGGCAGGACGGACGCUAGCGUGGAGGCUGUAAUUACAUCAGCUGUUAGCACACAGACUCGUCUCUGAAGGAGGGCACCAAGGAGAACGUAUCCACAACACAUGGCACUCUGGGCAAACAGGUGUUUGUUUUGAUUUCCAUCUGCAGUACCAAGGGGAGCCCUGGUUUAAUCCCCAGACAAGCCAAGAAGUUGAUUCCACUAAAUCAUCACCUGGGGCAUUCAUUAUAGGUUUCCAACUGCGUCACACAGAGAUGCCAGCUCCUUAGGAGCUCCCUCUCUUGGGAGCACUCUGUGCUCCUCACUGUGAUCCACUGCAUGACUGAGAACGGCUGCAACAGCCUAGAUCACUCCACACACUCCAAGCAUCUCAUUCAUUCAUUCAUUUCUCAAAUGGCUCCUGGGUAACUACUAUGUGCAAGCACUGCACUAGCCACUAGGAGCACAGUGAGAAGGAGACAGAGCAUGCCUGCUUUGGUAGAGCUUAUGCUCCAGUGGGAGACAGCAUCAUCAAGCUACAACUCUGGGCAUUGUCUUCCCUCCUUCUUCACUUCCUCAUCCCCCCUCAUGAAAUGGCAGAAGCUGGUUUUCUGGGGUGAUAUUUUUAAAGCCAUUGCCAUAAAAAGAAGCCAAGGUCUCCUCAAGGCCCAUGAGGUCCCGCUCUGGAAGCCACAACAGUCCCCGACUGGAACACUGUCAUUUAAUAGCUGGUCUUAAUAGAAUGGCCCAAGGACACGCGAAAGCCCACGGAAGGGCCCUUUUAAUCCAGACAAGGUGUGAGAGUCCAAAGGGUCCUAGGCCAGGCUCUUCGCCACCAUGCCCUGUGACUCUUAGACGAGUGCCUCUGACACUCCCCUCAACACACACACUCCACACUUCGUGGUUUAUGCCUUAGUCUCCACAUGUAAAAUAGGGUGGAGAGAAAUUUAUUACAUCAGUCUCUACCUAGGUUGAUGAGUGAGGUCAGUGUUCAAAACGGGGUACCUCUCUGGGGGAAGGUACUGUCUAAAGACAAAGUAUCCUUUGUUUUGUUUUCAUUAACAUUUAUUCAGAGCACUGUUCUAGGCAUAUUUAAAUAUACAGACUCACUUAAUUGCCAUAACAACCUUGGCAAGAAGGCAUUUUUGGAGAUAGGCUCUCCCUCUGUCACCCAGGCUGGAGUGCAGCUGUGCAAUCUUGGCUCACUGCAACCUCCACCUUCGGGGCUCAAGUGAUCCUCCCACCUCAGUCUCCCUAGUACCUGGGACUAUAGGCGCAUGCCACCAAGCCCAGCUGAUUUUUGUGUUUUUGUAGAGACAAAGUCUUGCCAUGUUGACCAGGCAUGUCUCAAACUCCUGGGCUCAAGUGAUCCUCCUGCCUCAGCCUCCCAAAGUGCUAGGGCUACAGGUGUGAACCACUGCACCUAGCCUUUUCACUGUUUUUAAAGAUAAGUAGACUGCCUCAGAAGGUAAUGCGCCCCAGGCCAUGCAUCCAGUAAGGGACAAAGCAGACUCAAAUGCAAAUCCUCUAGCUCUCAAUCCCAAUGCUAAACCAGUGGUACUGAAUACUACUGUUUUGGAGAGUGGAAGGUAAAUUCAAGAAGUUACUGCUGCUAUUCUCAGUAAGUUUCAAGUUGCCAAAGAGAAGCACACACCCCAAGAUAACCUUAUUUCUUUCCUUUAUUGGUUUUUUGGUUUAAGGUUGAGCAUAGAGAAAAUCCACUGCAGGGCUAAUUAGUUUUAGCUUUCCAGAGCAGGGGUCAAGCUGUUCCAAUUCUGAGUAACUGAAUAUCACAAUUCACUACGUCAGACUCACCAGGGAAAAGGACAGUCUGAAUUGGAAGAAAAAUUGCAAGUAUGCAAUAUGGUUGGAGAAAUGCAAUUGGUCAUCAGCACAAAAGUAACUGAAACUACUGCAAAUCAAUGCCAGCUAGGUUUCCUUAGAGGGCUGAUACAUCUGUGAAGCACAGUAAUUAUAGGGGUCCCAGCAUUUCUAUGCUCAAAAUAAUUUUAAGUCAUUUGUUUUCAAAAUAGAAUAUGUGUAUGCCUUUAUUUACACUACUUAUUUGUAUAAUACAUACUUUCUUCCUGGGUAAUACAAAGGUAAGCCUCCCAGCCCUGCUUAGAUUCUUAUAACUUCUGACUUAGUCCAGAUGAAUGAGGUUUCACAGUGUAAGGUUUGAAUUAUUUUGGAAAAACAUUGCAACUGUGCUGCACUUGUUCACAUCAAAGUAAGCUGCCUCUUUCCAGGUUCCCCAUUCCCAGGUCCAACCGAAAGGAGAAAAUAAACCAGACCAAGUACAUAGCUACAAAAUCUUUCUGAGCCUCAUUCAAUACAUGUUCAUAGAACCUCUACCCUGUCAAGCAGCCAUAGUGGAACUGGGGCCCUUGAGCUCAAAAGCCAUUUGAUCACACUUAGACUGGAAAGCUGUCCCUUAUUUAUCAUCUGAAAGGCAGAGGCCAAGCCUUAUCAGCUAAUUACUGCCUCUCACAGAAUCUCCAGCAGUCUGGCCCAAACCAACCCAGGACCACUGGGUGCUACAACGUUUGCUUAGGGCACUGUACUUCGGGUUGGCGUCUUGGGCCAAAAAGAAAAAAAAAAAUCAAUCAAUGAUAGUGUUGUAAGAUCUCUGACUGUAGAGCCAGGCUCCUUGGGUUCAAAUCCCAGCUUUGCCUCCAAUUAGCCCUGUGCCUCAAUUUUCUCAUGUGAAAAAUGAGGAUAAUUAUGGUAUCUAUUUCAUAGGGUUGUAGUGAGGGUCAAGUGAGUUAGUAAAGGUCAGAACAGGGCCUGGCUCAUAGUUAACACAUUUUAUUAUUAUCCUUUGUAACACCACAGUUAUCAUAUUUAGGGUAAUUUUAUAAUUAAGAUCUGUCUCCCUCACUGUACUAGCUCUGUGAAAGCAAGCACCAAGUCCUUUUUCUCUCCCCAUUAUAUUCCCAUGGCCUAGCACCGAGCUUGGCCCUCAGUGAGUGCUCAGUAAAUACUUAUCAAUGAAACGAAUGAAUGACUGCUACUAAGUUGCUGUGUGAUUGCAGUAGAUCAUUUCCCUUCUCUUGUCCUUAAUUAUUUCAUCUGUAAAACCAGAGGUAGAACCAGAUGGUUUGUCACUAAGGCUCUUCCUACCAUUAAUGGACCAUGACCCUAUGAUUCUAAAAAUAACAUUAAUAACAGCUGACACAUUUUGAAAACUUACUACACAGGAGUUCUAAGUGUUUCACAUGUAAUAACUUAACUAAUCCUGACUUUAAAACCUCAGCAGCAGGGGGAUGGUGGCUCACACUUGUAAUCCCAGCACUCUGGGAGGCUGGGAGCCCAGGAAUUCCAGUAGGGGG